Molecule: messenger RNA, 2348 nt
Organism: Choloepus didactylus (southern two-toed sloth)
Lineage: Eukaryota; Metazoa; Chordata; Mammalia; Pilosa; Megalonychidae
Product: sialic acid-binding Ig-like lectin 6
Exons: 8
Coding region: 182-1333 (383 amino acids)
Biological process (GO): cell adhesion
Cellular component (GO): plasma membrane
Molecular function (GO): sialic acid binding
Source: RefSeq, a predicted model, not a curated record
GGGUUUCCAUCCCCUCUGAGUGGAGGGGACGAGCUCCGACUGCCUGUGGGUUGAAGUUCCUCUUCUGUGAACGCCCUGGUCUCGUGCUCUGCACCAGCUUCCGGUGGGUCCCUGCCUCCCUCCCUCUCACUUGCUUUCCUCUUCUCUUCUCAGGCAGAAGCAGCCCCGGGACCCUCCUGAGAUGCUGCUGCUGCUGCCUCUGCUGUGGGCAGGGUCCCUGGCUCAGGAUUCGAGAUACCGGCUGCGAGUGCAGGAGUCAGUGACCGUGCAGGAGGGCCUGUGUGUCUUCGUCCCCUGCCAGGUCAUCUACGUCUGGAAAGGCUGGACUGACUCCUUCCCAUGUCCCUGGUGGAAUGAUUCCAGAACAGCUCUUGGCUUCUGGUUCCGGGAAAAGGCUGCUAUAUCCCGGGAUGCUCCAGUGGCCACAAAUAACCCACACCGAAGUGUGCAGGGGGUGACCCAGGGCCAAUUUCACCUCCUUGGAGACCCCAGAAGAUGUAACUGCUCCCUGGACAUCAGAGAUGCACAGAGUGGGGUCGAAGGAACAUACUUUUUUCAGGUGGAAAAAGGACAUAUGAAACAUAGUUACCUACUAAAUAAGGUCUCUGUGCAUGUGACAGCCCUGACCCAGACACCCGACAUCCAGAUCCCGGGGACCCUGGAGUCCGGCAGCCCCAGCAGCCUGACCUGCGCUGUGCCCUGGGCCUGUGAGCGGGGGACGCCCCCCACCUUCUCCUGGAGGUCAGCCGCCCUCCCCUCCCUGGGCCCCAGCACCCGCCUCUCCCCAGUGCUCACCCUCACUCAACGGCCCCAGGACCACGGCACCAACCUCACCUGCCAGGUGACCUUCCCUGGAGCGGGGGUGACCGUGGAGAGGACCGUCCAGCUCAGUAUCUCCUAUGCUCCACAGAACCUGACAAUCGUCGUCCACCCAGGAGACGGCUCAGCUCUGAGGAGUCAGGGAAACAUCUCGUCCCUUCCCGUCCUGGGGGGCCAGGCUCUGCGCCUGCUCUGUGAGGCUGACAGCAACCCCCCUGCACAGCUGAGCUGGUUCUGGGGGUCCCCAGCCCUGAACACCUUCCCCAUCUCCGACUCUGGGGUCCUGGAGCUGCCUCGAGUAGGGACAGAUGAGGAAGGAGAGUUCACCUGCCGAGCUCGGCAUCCUCUGGGCUCCUUGCACGUCUCGCUCAGCCUCUCUGUGCUCUGUGAGUGUGGGGCUCUGGGACGCCUUUCUAGUAGGACGAGGAUGGGGAGCAGAAGGUGUAGAGAAGAAGCAGGAGCACAUCUUCACGGUGACCUCCAGCUUGGUCAGACAGGACUGAAGACUUCCUGAAGCUCAGUGUGGGGGAAGCCAGGAGCCGGGGCAGGCGUGAUCCCGGGGGCUGUAGGGGGUGCUGGCGUCGCGGUCUUGCUCGCUCUCUGCCUCUGCCUCAUCUUCUUCACGGUGAAGUCCUGCAGGAAGAAAGCUGUGAGAGCAACGGGAGCGGAUGGCGUCCCCCCAGCCUCCCUGGUGGAAGACCUGGCCCUGUUCUGCCCCCAUCCUCCGUCUCCUCUUCCUGGGCCUUACACCACAACGUGCGUCUGGGCUUCUUAAGGCAGCUCCACACCUUUUCCCCUCUCGCCCCUCUCUGAACUGAGCUCCCCUCAGAGCUUCAUGUCACACCUCCUGCCUCCACCUGUCCUCUCAGCACAGUUCCUCAGCGUUACCUCCAUAAGAGAUCUGCGUCCCGUCAUUGCCAAGCUUCAAGCACAGCGCAUCCCCCAGUGUGGGAAGAUGGGGGUCCACACUGGAUGGGCAUUUGGGGCAGGACCCCCAGGUCUACCUCCUCCCACACUGGCCUUCGCAGUCUCCUCAACCAGAGCCAGAUAUUUGCAUGUCAGAACCAUUGCUUUGUUGUCCCCUCCAAAUCAGCAUCAAACUGUCCAAAUGCUGCUCAUUCCACAAGCUCUGACUGUCAUUUAUUUCUGUGACUCUGACUAAUGUGGAUCUCACUGUCAGGAUAUACACAUCCAGUCCUUCAGCAAACAGCUAUCAGGUUCCCAGGCUUUGCUCUAGGUGCUUGGGUCGUACCUGUGGACAAGUGUGCACUGUCCCUGCUCUAUGGACUUACGUUUAUUGGGAAGGACAUGAAAACAAUGAGUAGUGAUAAGAUAUGGGAAGUCAGCAAGAAUUAAGGGCGAUGAAGGGAGAUGAAACAUAAAAGUGAGGAGGGACAGUCGAGGGGGCUGAAGAAUGACCCUUGAGCAAAACCUGCAAGAAGUGAAGGACACAGCAUCAGCCAGAGUGAGAACGAUAAAACUCAAAGAGAGGGAGGAGCAGGUGCUAGGUCUCUGCGGCUGGGACGUGA